GAGCGCCUCGGCUUUGGUCACGUGCGCCCCGACGCACGUCUCAGCUGACGGCGCUCUCCCGCCCCUUUCGGUCAGCCAUCACGCUGACGACAAACGUGAGGACAAUAUCGAUGAUCUUGACGCACGCACGCACGCACGCCGCGUGGUCUGAGAGCGCCCGUGCGGGGGAGCGGCAGGAUAAGCCGGCGUGUGUGGAGAAUGCGAUUAGACGCGCGCUCAGCCAGGCAGCCAAUGGCGGCCGAGCGCCGGGCGGGCCCGCCAGCCAUAUGCAAAUGAGCGCCUUGCAAAUGAGGACACUUUUGUCAUUUUUAGCAGCUCUCGCUCUCCUUUCUCCGCUCGGAAGGCACAAAGAGGAUUUCAGGGAAACGACAUCCGUCUUCGCUUUGUGUCAUUUUUUGCCAUCUUUUCACCGGUCGCUCGCGACCACAAGAGGGCGCCAUCGGUUCAGCCCGGCUCGCAUGCCGCCUCGCACGUGGCGGCGUUGUCCCCCCCACAACGCGCUUGAUUCUGAUGGACUACAUUCAUCCCACCCGAGCCGCUUGUACCAGGGAGGCUUUACGGUGGUAGCCGAUGUUCCGCUGCACUACUUUUGUCCAAAGCCAACAUGGCAACAGGCAUGAGCGUUUCCGCCUUCAAUUUCCAUGACAUUACGCUGAUGCGCUUUUCGAGAUCGGCGACUCUUUGAUUCAUUGAAGCGGCCCAGUUGCAUUGUGGGAAGUGUAGUUCCUAUGCGUGCCGUAUAGGCCUUUGCUUGCUUCCUCCUGCCCUUUGUGGAAAUCUCUGUCAUUCCUUGACUGAAUGGAGACCGCCCCGCCCCUCCCCCUCGGCGGAAUCGAGUAUGCGUGUGUGUGAGCGAGUGAGUGUGUGUGUGUGUGUGUCAUAAAAAGAGGAAUGAAUGGUGCAAAGGAUGGAGGGAUAAAUGAGGGGAGGAUGCAAGGAAGGAAGGAGAGAAGAAAAGUCAUGACUGCUGACUCUUCAAGUGCACAUUCACACACACACACACACUGCGAGAGUGUGUGUGUGUGUGUACGCAGCGAGCGCUGUGAUUGGCUGGAGCAGGACACGAGGAAGCUGCAGAGGAGGCGAAGCUACAAAGAGUGCGUGUGCCGUCCAAAGGUGUGUGUGUGUGUGUGCGUGUGCGUGCGCAUGUUCGAGAGGAAACCUGAGCUGACUUUCUUUGUGCGGGAUGAUGCUUGCCGUUUGCGACGCUCGCCACUAGCCGUGUGAUAGCCGCGUGCGUGCGUGCGUGCGUGCGUGCGUUAGCCCCCCGGUGAGGAUGGAGCGCUUCCUGGCUCUCCUGCGCCUGCUCCAAAGGAGGCGCAGGAGGAGGUACCGCGCCGACGACGACUACCAGGAAGGAUACGACGACGUCUACUUCUACACCAGCAAGUACCACGCGCGCCUGCUACAUGAAGGUCCGUACACCAAACAGUCGGCGGGCUCGCGUCCGUCGGACGGAGCGCUGGCCGUCAGGAGGCAGAGCAUCCCGGAUGAGUUCCGGGGCUGCACGCUGGUGGAGCUGAUGAAGAAGGAGGGCACCACGCUGGGGCUGACCGUGUCGGGCGGCAUCGACAAGGACGGAAAGCCGCGGGUGUCCAACCUGAGGCAGGGAGGGAUCGCCGCCAGGAGCGACCAGCUGAACGUGGGCGACUACAUCCGCUCCGUCAACGGCAUCAACUUGGCCAAGUUCCGCCACGACGAGAUCAUCAGCCUGCUGAAGAACGUGGGCGAGCGCGUGCUGCUGGAGGUGGAAUACGAGCUGCCGCCCGUCUCCGUGCAGGGUUCGGGUGUCAUGUUCAAGACGGUGGAGGUGACGCUGCACAAGGAAGGGAACAGCUUUGGAUUCGUCAUCAGAGGCGGAGCCAGUGAAGACAGGAACAAGUGUCGACCCAUCGUCAUAGCAACCGUACGCUCGGGAGGGCCAGCUGACAGGGAGGGCAGCAUCAAACCUGGCGACCGUCUGCUGAGCAUUGACGGCAUCCGUCUCCACGGCAACACGCUGGCGGAAGCCAUGAGCGUUCUGAAGCAGAGCGGACAGGAAGCCACCAUGCUGCUGGAGUACGACGUCUCCGUCAUGGACUCCGUGUCUUCGGCUUCGGGUCCUCUGCUGGUGGAGGUUGCCAAGGCGACGGGCUCCAGCCUGGGCGUGGCUCUGUCCUCGUCCAUGUUCUGCAGCAAGCAGGUCAUCGUCAUCGACAAAGUUAAAGCGGCCAGCAUCGCCGACAGGUGCGGCGCCCUCCACGCGGGCGAUCACAUCCUGUCGGUGGACGGCAAAUCCAUGGAGUUCUGCUCCCUGGCCGAGGCCACGCAGCUGCUUUCCGCUUCCUGCCACAACGUGCGCUUGGAGAUCCUGCCGCAGCACCAGGCCCGCCCGGCCCUCAACGCGCCGCAGCAAGUCAAGGUGCAGCGUUCUCCCCGCCCCCUCCCCUGGGAGACCGGAACCUCCGCACCCAUCCUCCCCCCUUACCACUACAACACGUACCAUCCUGACCAAUCGGGCGGCAGGUCGCACAACCGCCAUACAAACAACGCGUCGCUGGGCCACACGUUCUCGCCGGGCUCCAUGUCGGCGUACAGUCUGUCGUCCCUCAACAUGAGCAUUCCCAGGAACGCGUAUCCCACCAGUCCGCGGGGCACGCUCAUGAGGAAGAAGCAGAAGAAGAAGGACUUCAAGAGCUCCCUGUCCCUGGCGUCCAGCACGGUGGGUCUGGCCGGCCAGGUGGUCCACACCGAGACCACCGAGGUGACCUUGCUGGGCGACGGCGUCAUGGGCUUCGGCCUCCAGCUGCAGGGCGGCGUCUUUGCCACCGAGACGCUCUCCUCGCCCCCGCUCAUCGCUUACAUCGACCCUGACAGUCCCGCUGAGAGGUGCGGCAUCCUGCAGAUCGGCGACAGGAUCUUGUCCAUCAACGGAGUUCCCACAGAAGACUCCACGUUGGAAGAAACCAAUCAGCUGCUCAGAGACUCCUCCAUCACCGCACAACUCACACUGGAGAUUGAGUUUGACGUGGCCGAAUCGGUCAUCCCGUCCUCCGGAACCUUCCACGUGAAGCUGCCCAAGAAACCGGGAGUGGAACUGGGAAUCACCAUCAGCUCGCCGUCCAACAGGAAAGCGGGGGACCCUCUCAUCAUCUCGGACAUCAAGAAGGGCAGCGUGGCUCACAGGACGGGCACGCUGGAGCUGGGAGACAAGCUGCUGGCCAUCGACAACAUCCGCGUGGAGACCUGCUCCAUGGAGGAGGCCGUGCAGAUCCUGCGGCAGUGCGAAGAGCUGGUCAAGCUCAAGAUACGCAAAGACGAGGACAACUCCGACGAGCAGGAGGUGUCGGGGAGCAUCAUCUACACAGUGGAGCUGCAGCGCUACGGAGGGCCCCUGGGCAUCACCAUCUCCGGCACCGAGGAGCCUUUCGACCCUAUCAUCAUCUCCUCGCUCACCAAGGGAGGCCUGGCCGAGAGGACGGGCGCCAUCCACGUGGGCGACCGCAUCCUGGCCAUCAACAGCAGCAGCCUGAAGGGCAAACCCCUGAGCGAGGCCAUCACCCUCCUCCAGCAGGCGGGGGAGACCGUCACGCUCAAGAUCAAGAAACACGGCGAACUGUCCAGUCCCAAGUCGUGUCCGGGCCAGGAGAACCACGACGGCGAGGGGGGAGAGGAGCCGCCUCUCACGGCGCCGCCCCCUUCGGCUCAGAGGUUGUUCGGCACGCUGCCCUCCGUCGACAGCGCCGUGGAGUCCUGGGACGGGUCCAACGUGGACGGCGGCUUCGGCAGCCCGACUCCUUCCUUCCAGUCGUCGCCCUUCACCUUCCACGAGUGGCGCAACGCCAAGACGGGCAACAGCCAAUCGCCCGCUUCGUCUCGCCGGCGAGCCAAUCCGCUGCCGGACCUGUCGGGCCUCAACGACGACUGGGAACACGUCGCGCUCGGCGGGUUCACGGUGGGUCAUGAUGGGACAGAACCGGACCAGGAGGAGAACUUCUGGUCUCAGGCUCUGGAGGAUCUGGAGACGUGUGGACAGAGCGGAAUCCUCAGAGAACUGGAGGAGCCGGAAAAGGAGACGGCGCUCCUCACUGGGGCCACCAUCAUGUCCGGCUCCACCCUCAGCCUGAACCACGAGCCGCCCGCCUCGCGCACCUCGCUGGGACGCCAGGCCAGCUUCCAGGAACGCAGCAACACCCGCCCCCAGGUGACCCCGCGCUCCAACACCUUGCCCUCCGACCCCCAGCGCAGAGCCUUCGCCAUGAAGAAGAUGAGGCAGGAAGUCAACGACAUCCUCAAUCAGACGCCGGUGGAGCUUCACAAGCUGACUCUGGAAAAGUCUUCCGACUUGGAGGACUUUGGCUUCAGCGUGUCGGACGGCGUUCUCGAUCGCGGCGUUUACGUCAACAACAUCCGCGGCGGCGGCCCGGCCGAGCGCGGAGGCCUGCAAGCGUACGACCGCCUCCUCCAGAUCAACCACGUGCGCACUCGAGACUUUGACUGCUGCCUGGUGGUUCCGCUCAUCGCCGAGUCGUCCAACCGCUUGGAUUUGGUCAUCAGCCGAAACCCCGCCUCCUCUGCCAACCCGCUGACCAAUCAUACGGAAGGCACAGACAAUAGCCACGCCCCUCAGCCGACCGCUUACCAAAAGGAAGCACGUGAGGACGCGGGCGAGGACGGCGCGCCAAUCAAGUGGAAGAAACCUGGGGACGGGCUGGGGGCCGGCCUGGGGGCGGGGCGAGUCACCAACACUUCUGUAUAGGGACUGAACUCAACACGCCCCCUCGGUGCUACACACGACCUCUGAACUUGGACCUGCUGAGGCAGCCUGAAAGCACACACACACACGCACACUUCCUGGUCCUCCACCCUGAUCCGGAUCCUGAUCCCACUCGGAGCGCAUUCCUGAUUUAAUCUCGAUACCAAUCCUGAUUUGGAUCCAAGUCCUGAGGCCCCUACUGAUCCAAAUGUCAAUCCCAAUCUCAGUCCUCAUCGCACUACUGAUCCUGAUCCCAUUAUGGAUCUCCCUCCAACCCUUGAUACCACUACUGAGCCUGAUCCCACUUGAAAUCCUACUAUUCAUCUCACUACUGAUCCCGAACCCUUCAAAUCCCCAUCUGGGUCUGAACCCUGACCACUUUACCGUCCCCAAUCCUAACCUUACCCCUGCAAAUUGAAAUCCAGUGCGGUCUUCAACACACCACUGACACCGAGGCCAUUCCUGGUCUCGCAAUUGUUCCUGACCCAAGUGCACCUUCAACCUCGGAGGAGAUGGUCUAUCGGUGCGACAGGAAGCAGAACAGAAACAGAAGCACAGCAGCGGCACAAACACUGACGAGGGGUCACUAUUUCCGACCUAUUGGCUGCACGCCGUCGCCACGGAGACAGACGACCAACGGAUUUCUAUUGAUCCAAAGUACUUGGGGCAUCUAUAUGGCAGUUGGACUUGUGUGCCAUGGAGGAAAGUGUGGAAAAACAAAACAACAUCGCAUUACAAACAUAGUGAUUAUUCUGAUGACACUGACAGACACUGAGCAGUUUCAUUUUUGAAAAAAAAAAAAAUAUAUAUAUAUAUAUACACGUUGACUGGCCACACUGUGUGUGAGUGAGUGAGUGAGUGAGUGAGUGUGAGCGUGUGUGUGUAUUGUCGUCUUUGGCCAACUCGGCUUCCCUAAAACCUGUUAACCCCGCCCCUCACCGUCCCUCAGCCAAUAGGCUCAAUAACGACGCCUGACUCUGAUUGGUUCUCCACCGACCACACACACACUCACGCCAACGAGCAUGACCCCGCCCCUCCUCCAGUAACUGUGAUCAAUUAUGCUAAUUGUGUGUUUUGAUUGACUGUUGUCACUUUUCUCUGUUUGUUUGUUUCCGUGACGACUGGACCUCACAAUGUCAAAAAAAACGAAAACAAAGGUCGAGUCCUCGUCGUCACUGUGGUUUGACAUUUUAGAAAACAUGCUGUGACACGUGCGUGACGUCAACAUUUAGCUGCUAGCUCUCUUGCCUCUCUAGAAAGUCGACAUUUUCAGAAGCCUCCAAACAAACACACACAAAUGCUGCUCUGUGCUCGAGAGGGAAGCGUUGUGAUUGGAUGUCGUUUGCUUGCGUGCGAUUGGUCCUUCUAGUUGACUUGAGUUAGCCAUUCAGCUGUUUGAAGCACAGCGCCCACUAGUGGCUAGCAAACAGAGCACACACAGCUAGCUUGUGGCUAACAAGAUACUUAGCACAAGGCUAACACAGGGCUAGUCUAGCACGGCUGAGCUAACUUCAUCAACAACAAGAAAAAAAGAGUUAGAAUUGACCAUUUCCACCAAUAGAAAGGAGCCGAGGGGCUUUUGGGGCGUGGCUUCAGGAAUGCGUGCCAUUAAGCCAUACACACACACGCACACACACUGUGUUUGUACGCGUGUAUUGCGCGUGCGCAACCUUGCAGGUUUUUGCGCGUGCACACACGCGCAUUGCACUGCCAUUGGAAAAAAGAGAGUUGGCUUCCAUGUAGCUUCACCAACCAACCAAACAACAAAUAAGUGAACCAACGACUUUUGUUUCAGGAACACGGACAAUGUUGUAAAGUAUUUUUGUACAAAUUUCAUACUUUGGUAGCAUGAUGUUCCUGCUGUGUGUCCUGCUGUCUCCACCUUUCUUUGUGUGGACGACGACUGAGCAACAAUAAACCCCAACUAUUCAUGACGCCUUUA
Molecule: messenger RNA, 6677 nt
Organism: Syngnathus acus (greater pipefish)
Lineage: Eukaryota; Metazoa; Chordata; Actinopteri; Syngnathiformes; Syngnathidae
Gene: grip1
Product: glutamate receptor interacting protein 1
Exons: 26
Coding region: 1277-4738 (1153 amino acids)
Biological process (GO): neurotransmitter receptor transport, endosome to postsynaptic membrane
Molecular function (GO): nuclear glucocorticoid receptor binding
Source: RefSeq, a predicted model, not a curated record